UGUGCUCCCCCAUUCCCAUCGCUACGAAGCGGAGGGCAGCACCGUCGUCGUGUGCCAACAGCUGAUCUGAUCCCCAAUGGAGUUCCCAUUCGGCCACCACCGCCACCACCAGCAACGCCGCAACGAGGAGGAUGAGAGGGAGGAGCGUCGCUGCCCCCCGCCCGGCCAGCACCACCACGGCCAGCCGCCUCCUCCCUCCUCUUACUACGGCGGCGGCGGCGCUGAGGAGGAGUACGGCCGCCCUGCCCACCCUCCCGUUCAACACGUCUCGCACGGUGGCGGGGCCCGGUACGGAGAGACCCUCCCCCAACCUCCCGCUCCCGGUUACCACGGCGGCGGUGCCGAGGAGUACGGCCGACCCGCCUACCCGCCCGUCCAGCACGUGACGCAGGGGUACGGCGAGUCCCGCCCCCACCCUCCCGCUGGCGGCUACUACGGUGGGGGUGGAGGCGGCGACGAGCUCCACCACCGCCGUCCCACGCCGUACUCCUCUGGCGGCCGCGACGGCUGCGAGGAGGAGCCAUCGCGGCCUCGUCAGCCCACCGUGAGGAUCUUCACCAGGGCGGAGGAGAACUACUCUCUUUCUAUCAGGGACGGGAAGGUGAUCCUCUCCCGCAACGAUCCCAGCGACCCGUCCCAGCACUGGAUCAAGGAUAUGAAGUAUAGCACCAAGGUAAAGGAUGAAGAGGGCUUCCCAAGUUUUUCUCUCAUUAAUAAGGCUACUGGAGAAGCCGUGAAGCACUCCAUUGGAGCAACCCACCCUGUUCGGCUGGUUCCAUACAAACCAGACUAUCUUGAUGAGUCAGUGCUCUGGACCGAGAGCAGGGACACAGGUGAUGGCUUCCGAUGCAUAAGAAUGGUGAACAACAUUCGGUUGAACUUUGAUGCCUUACAUGGGGACAAGGACCAUGGAGGAGUCCGAGAUGGAACCUUUGUCGUGCUCUGGGAGUGGCUGAAGGGUGAUAACCAGAGGUGGAAGAUUGUUCCUUACUGAGAAAUGUGACGGUGUCUGCAUCCUCACCUGUCUUUUAUCAGAUCAUAUGAACCUUAUGGGUUUCUGCUAAUAAUUUCUUUUGGAGAAUAAGAGCUCCGAGGUGAACUUGUGUUUCCCUCUCCGAGCAAGACUGCUGUUCAGGUAUUUGGUGUGCAUCCAUGUCACUAAGCCUCUUUGUGGUAUUCGUAAGUUGUCUGCCUUAAGUGUUAAUUAAACUAUGUAAGACAACUAGUUGUCGGUCUUAUUUGUAUGCUUGCUUGGUGGUGUACGAUGGAUGUCUGUGAUCUCCAUCAUCAUCUUUUCUUUUAUUGUGUUGGUUUUUUCUUAGCAUUGUAAUUUGAAGCCCUUUAUUUUGCUUUGAGGUUAUUUGCUAUGGACUCAGAAAUAAGAAGAGAUUAGUCCGUCAA
Messenger RNA from Musa acuminata AAA Group (dessert banana), 1401 nucleotides. RefSeq names its product ricin B-like lectin R40G3. The transcript has 4 exons. Lineage: Eukaryota; Viridiplantae; Streptophyta; Magnoliopsida; Zingiberales; Musaceae. The record is from RefSeq and is a predicted model, not a curated record. Bases 77 to 994 code for a protein of 305 amino acids.